Molecule: messenger RNA, 2646 nt
Organism: Bombina bombina (fire-bellied toad)
Lineage: Eukaryota; Metazoa; Chordata; Amphibia; Anura; Bombinatoridae
Product: zinc finger protein OZF-like
Exons: 6
Coding region: 123-1517 (464 amino acids)
Source: RefSeq, a predicted model, not a curated record
CCAGAAGCCACGUGACUGCAGUGACCUCAUCUGUCCUCCUUUUACCGGACUGGAUCUAGCUACUACCAGGUGUCACAUUUAUAGCAUCUGACUCAGUCACUGACAAAGAACAAGAUGAACACAUGCAGGAAGCUGAUGGCAGAGCAGUUCCUGAGUCAGGCCCUGGGCAUCAUCUGCCUGCUGACCGGAGAGAUGUAAACAAUGCUAAAAUUGUAUGUAACACGGAACAAACAGAAGAUCGGUGGCUAAGUAAUAUGACAGAAGCUGCAGAGCAGGGAAUAUGUGACAAAAUAAGUACAGGUGAAAAAGAUGCUAAGAUUUCAUGUAACACAGAACAAACAGAAGAUCAGUGGCUAAGUAAUAUGCCAGAAGCAGCAGAGCAGGAAAUAUGUGACAAUAUAAAUACAGUUGAAAAAGAUGCUAAGAUUUCAUGUAACACAGAACAAUCAGAAGAUCAGUGGCUAAGUAAUAUGCCAGAAGCGGCAGAGCAGGAAAUAUGUGAAUUCACAAAUCACAAUAAUCCUAGUCAUGAUCAGAGUGCAGAUGCUUCUUUAAAUCUUCAUCAAAGAAGCCAAGUGGGAAAUUUAUGUUCUGAAUGUGGGAAAUAUUUUCUCAAGAAAUCAUAUCUUUAUAGACAUCUGAAAGUUCAUAAAGGAGAAAAACCAUUUUCCUGUUCUAUAUGUGGGACAUGUUUUAACCGUAAAGGGAAUCUUGUUGUUCAUCAGAAAAUUCAUACAGGAGAAAAAGAAAAGUCAUGUUCUGUAUGUGGGAAAUGUUUUACUCGGAAGUCGUAUCUUAUUGUCCAUCAGAAAAUUCAUACAGGAGAGAGAGAAUUUUCAUGUUCUGAAUGUGGGAAAUAUUUUCUCAAGAAAUCAUAUCUUUAUAGACAUCUGAAAGUUCAUAAAGGAGAAAAACCAUUUUCCUGUUCUAUAUGUGGGACAUGUUUUAACCGUAAAGGGAAUCUUGUUGUUCAUCAGAAAAUUCAUACAGGAGAAAAAGAAAAGUCAUGUUCUGUAUGUGGGAAAUGUUUUACUCGGAAGUCGUAUCUUAUUGUCCAUCAGAAAAUUCAUACAGGAGAGAGAGAAUUUUCAUGUUCUGACUGUGGGAAAUGUUUUACUCAGAAAUCAAAUCUUAUUACGCAUCAGAAAAUUCAUACAGGAGAGAAAGAAUUUUCAUGUUCUGACUGUGGGAAAUGUUUUACUCGGAAGUCGUAUCUUAUUGUCCAUCAGAAAAGUCAUACAGGAGAGAGAGCAUUUUCAUGUUCUGACUGUGGGAAAUGUUUUACUCUAAAAUCACAUCUCAUUGAUCAUCAGAAAAUUCAUACAGGAGAGAGAGCAUUUUCAUGUUCUGACUGUGGGAAAUGUUUUACUCAGAAAUCAAAUCUUAUUAUGCAUCAGAAAAUUCAUACAGGAGAGAGAGGAUUUUCAUGUUCUGACUGUGGGAAAUGUUUUACUCAGAAAUCACAUCUUAUUACGCAUCAGAAAAUUCAUACAGGAGAGAGAAUUUUCAUGUUCUGACUGUGGGAAAUGUUUUACACGGAAACUACAUCUUAUUCGUCAUCAGAAAAUUCAUACAGGAGAGAGAGCAUUUUCAUGUUCUGACUGUGGGAAAUGUUUUACUCGGAAACCACAUCUUAUUCGUCAUCAGAAAAUUCAUACAGGAGAGAGAGCAUUUUCAUGUUCUGAGUGUGGGAAAUAUUUUACUCUAAAGUCAAAUCUUACUAAGCAUCAGAAAAGUCAUAUUAAAGGAAAUAAGAACAUAACCACUUAAAGGACCUCUCAUUGCAGAAGAAUUGCAUAAUAAACAAUUGCAUAAUAAAAAGACAAUGAUUUAACACCUACUCUGAAUUUCAAAUAAGCAGUUGAUUUUCUUCUGUCAAAUUAAUUUUUCUCCCAUUUUCCGGCACCCUGGAUCAUGUGACAGACAUCAGCCAAUCACACACUAGUAUGCGUAAACCCUGUGAGCUUGUGCACAUGCUCAGUAGGAUCUUGUUCCCCAGAAAGUGUGAAGAUAAUUUGAUAAUGGAAGUACAUUGUAAAGUGUCUUUAAACUUUUAUGAUUCAGAAAGAGCAUGCAGUUUUUUUUUUACUUGAGUUUCCCUUUAAGAGAAGAGUGGCAUGUAGUUAUCACCCACACAAUACCUAGUAAUGAUAAUGACUACGUUAUCCUUGGGGGGGGGGGCGCUUUUGAAGUAGUUUGAGGCUCCUUCUGCACUGCAAAAGUUUACUAGGUGGCUUACUGUAUGUAUUUUAAUAGCCAAGUGAUCACAUGGCACAAAUAAAAUGCCCUGUUGAUGAAGCCGUCUUUGCAAUUUAGGUACUGUUGAAGGCAUUCUAGUCAGUUUAUCACUGAGGUGACAGAGUUCGGAAUUGAAAUUGACCAGUUGUUUAGGAUAUGCCCCUAUGUUAUUAUAAAAAAUGCAAAAGCCCUUGUCUGGAUUAGGAGUGCCCCCCCUUGUUGCAUACAAUGAUAACACUACAUUUUUUUUUUCAUUUUUGAUGUUUAAUUGCUAAAUUAUAUAUUAUAAAUAUAUUCUCUAUUUAUGCUAUGAUCCAGAACAGUUUUGACUAGAGUUGAGAAAAAAAAAAUAUUUUUACACUGUAUUGUUUAUGACCUUAUUUAUUAAAAUGGUUCUAAAAACAAAAA